Molecule: messenger RNA, 2925 nt
Organism: Pocillopora damicornis (cauliflower coral)
Lineage: Eukaryota; Metazoa; Cnidaria; Anthozoa; Scleractinia; Pocilloporidae
Product: dolichyl-diphosphooligosaccharide--protein glycosyltransferase subunit STT3B
Biological process (GO): post-translational protein modification
Cellular component (GO): membrane
Molecular function (GO): dolichyl-diphosphooligosaccharide-protein glycotransferase activity
Source: RefSeq, a predicted model, not a curated record
GCUUCCAAAAUGGAGGUUGAACGGAGCAACGAAGCGUCUGGAUCAAAAGAAGGGAAAAUUACCUCUGCAGAGGCAAAAACACAGACGAUAGGCUGGCAGUCCUUGCUUACUUUCACCAUCCUUUCUUUAGCAUGGCUGGUGGGUUUUGCGAGCCGGCUUUUCGCAGUGAUACGGUUCGAGAGCAUCAUUCACGAGUUCGACCCGUGGUUCAAUUAUCGGUCUACACAUCACCUUGUCACUAAUGGGUUUUACAACUUUUUGAACUGGUUUGAUGAAAGAGCUUGGUACCCACUGGGCAGGAUUGUUGGAGGAACAGUUUACCCAGGUUUGAUGUUGACUUCAGCAUCUGUCCACUGGGCUCUUAACACACUUAACAUCACAGUACAUAUCAGAGAUGUGUGCGUUUUUCUGGCACCAAUGUUUAGUGGUCUUACAGCAAUAGCAACUUAUCUCCUGACUAAGGAACUAUGGAAUGAUCGUGCUGGCCUCUUUGCAGCUUGUUUUAUAGCAAUCGUUCCUGGGUACAUUUCUCGGUCGGUGGCAGGAUCUUACGACAAUGAAGGCAUAGCUAUCUUUGCAUUGCAGUUUACAUAUUUUCUAUGGGUGAAGUCUGUUAAGACUGGUUCAGUAUUCUGGGCAGCCUGCACAAGCCUCUCUUACUUCUACAUGGUCUCUGCAUGGGGUGGAUAUGUAUUCAUUAUCAAUCUGAUUCCUCUUCACGUGUUCUUCCUUCUUCUGAUGGGAAGAUUUUCAUUCAGGAUCUAUGUUGCAUACACAACUUUCUUCAUCAUGGGUCUCCUCAUGUCAAUGCAAGUACCUUUUGUCGGCUUUCAACCAAUACGAACAAGUGAACACAUGGCUGCAGCAGGGACAUUUGCUCUUCUCCAAGCCUAUGCAUUUUUGGUGUACGUUAGAAGCAAAGUAUCAUGGACUGACUUCAAGAACAUAUUUGUGUUUGCUGUGGUGGCUGUAGCAGGCUUGGUGUUUGUUGCAGUCAUUUUUCUUACUUAUGCUGGUUAUGUAGCACCUUGGAGUGGACGAUUUUAUUCUCUGUAUGACACUGGGUAUGCAAAGAUUCAUAUUCCAAUUAUUGCCUCUGUCUCUGAGCAUCAGCCAACCACAUGGGUGUCAUUCUUCUUCGAUCUCCAUGUCUUAAUCUGUACUUUUCCUGCUGGUCUCUGGUUUGUGAUCAAAAAUAUUAAUGAUGAAAGAGUCUUUGUUUGCCUGUAUGCUACAACAGCUGUGUACUUUGCUGGUGUAAUGGUGCGUCUGAUGUUGACCUUGACACCAGUAGUGUGCAUUCUGGCAGCCAUUGCUUUCUCUGUAACAUUGGACAACUACCUGGUUGAUGAUCGCCCUUCAGAAAACAAAGAUGCGGCAGCUAAACCAACUGAUGGAAACAGUAGCAGUGAAGAGAAUGAUAAGAAAAGGAAAAAAGAUUUGUAUGACAAGCCCAAGAAGAAGUCUCAUAGCAGCAAGACCAAGCAAGAAGAGAAGGAGAAGGAUGAAGACGAUGAGGCAAUUGGUGCAAAUCUGAAGGGAAUGGUAGUGAUGUGUACAGUGAUGAUGCUGAUGAUGUUUGCAGUGCAUUGCACAUGGGUGACCAGCAAUGCCUAUUCAAGUCCCUCUGUUGUGUUAGCCUCUACAAACUAUGAUGGGAGUCGAAACAUUUUGGAUGAUUUCCGAGAGGCAUAUUUCUGGCUUAGACAAAACACAGAUGACAAUGCACGGGUCAUGUCUUGGUGGGACUACGGAUAUCAGAUUGCUGGUAUGGCAAAUAGAACAACACUUGUGGACAAUAACACUUGGAAUAAUAGCCAUAUAGCUCUGAUAAGAUAAUGAAGAUGUUGGAUGUGGAUUAUGUCUUGGUUAUAUUCGGUGGUGUGAUUGGUUAUUCUGGUGAUGACAUUAACAAGUUCCUUUGGAUGGUCAGAAUUGCCGAAGGCGAGCACCCUCAAGAAAUCAAGGAGUCAGAUUACUUCACUCCACAAGGCGAGUUCCGGGUGGACUCGGCAGGGUCUCCAAUCCUUCUCAACUGUCUCAUGUACAAAAUGUGUUAUUAUCGCUUUGGGGAGAUGCAGUUGGACUUUCGGUCUCCGUCUGGUUUUGACAGGACUCGUAACGUAGAAAUCGGAAACAAAAACUUUAAUUUAGAACAUUUAGAGGAAGCUUUCACUUCCGAGCAUUGGUUAGUUAGGAUUUACAAGGUUAAAGAUUAUGCAAAUCGAGUCAAGAGCAAAGUACCUCUGAGGACAACAAAUUUAAAACCUAAAACCAAAUAUAUUCCGAGAAGGAAUAAUAGGAAGGGACACAUCAAAGAUAAACUUAACGUAAUUCAAGGAAAGAGAGUUCAACGAAAAGGGAAGAAGAAGACGACAAAAGCUAAGAAAGCCAAGAAGACCAUAUGAGCGGCGAGUGACGACGUCAUGUGAAACAGUAAACGUUCUCCGCCACGUGCAAGAAUCAUUGUGUUUAUUCCAUUCGUAGACAAACCUUUAGCAACUCCAGUUUUUCGAGUAGUUGAAAUGUUUUAGGACUGAUAACUGGAAGUCUUGUCUUUAAAGUCAUUGGUUAAUUUUUAAGUUUUUCCGAGAUGAAGGUAAUUUUUGACUACUGUGUAACUUAAACGUGUAAGGGUUGUUCGCAGCUUCAUUUGACGGCAUUGAGAUUUGACACAAAAGUUACUAGUUCAAAGGUAACUGAACAUAACUUGGUGGAGAACUGCUUUGACUUCGAUACCUCCGUGUGCUUUACUUUUGGGUGUUUUCGUUCAAAAGUGGCAGCACUGUGAUGCUAAUGUUUUUAAUUAUUACUAGUUUUUCCAAUUUAAAAGUCCAUCUCGUUUGCUCUUCGGUGAAAUAAAUUUAAUUUGGAAAUAUCCCGUUAAACCAACCGUUGUAAAAUAAAACAACUAUUUCAACCGAA